This is a messenger RNA of Centruroides sculpturatus (bark scorpion), 2103 nucleotides long. RefSeq names its product solute carrier family 13 member 5-like. Gene Ontology annotation, molecular function: citrate transmembrane transporter activity; succinate transmembrane transporter activity. NCBI's taxonomy places the organism in Eukaryota, Metazoa, Arthropoda, Arachnida, Scorpiones, Buthidae. Gene Ontology annotation, cellular component: membrane. The transcript is spliced from 13 exons. Bases 152 to 1777 code for a protein of 541 amino acids. Gene Ontology annotation, biological process: monoatomic anion transmembrane transport; citrate transport. The record is from RefSeq and is a predicted model, not a curated record.
UAGAUGGAGGAAAGGACUGUUUAAAUACCAAAUGCUAUCAUUAAAUGACGUCAUAGUGCGUACUAUUGUUCCUUUUAGCAAAGUCGUCUCAUGAAACACGCGUGACUAUAAAACACUACCUUGUCUACGUUUAUCUCCCAUGCAAUAAAAGAUGUUCCUGAAUAUAGAUCGCUACUGGAGAAAAUUAUUAGGGAUCGUCACUCCCAUUGCCUUAUCCCCUCUCUUAAUUGUCAUCGGCACACAAGAAGCAAAAUGCGCUUAUGCAAUAUUGUGGUUAGCAAUUUAUUACGUCUUCGAACCCAUACCUAUACCCGUUACUUCGCUUCUUCCAGUCCUCCUUUACCCACUUAUGGGAAUCAUGAGCACGGACGAAACUUGCAAGUUGUACUUCAAGGACAUAAUCAUGAUGUAUAUGGAAGCGCUCAUAUUAGCAUUAGCUAUCGAGUAUUGCAAUCUGCACAAAAGAAUCGCAUUGAAAGUACUGCUGCUACUAGGAACCAGCAUCAGGAGAUUAAUGAUUGGCUUUAUCUUAGUGAGCGCGCUUCUUUCCAUGUGGUUAAUCAAUACGGCUACGACGGCCAUGAUGACACCCAUCGUGGAUGCUCUAAUUAUCGAACUGAAAGAUAAACAGCAGAACCCUUCGCUUCCAGAGAAGAAUCGCAAAACCAUUGCAAGAGCGGAAGAAGAAUUUCAAGAAAUAAUCGACGAAGAGAGCAACAACGAUAUAUACUACGAAAGACUUCGUACGUGUUUAUUGCUAAGUAUCGCUUACGCUUCGACUUGCGGAGGUACCGCAACGGUUAUAGGUACCGGUGCAAAUUUUGUCCUAUUGGGAUUAAUAGAAGAGAAAUACCCAAAUUCGAAAUUAACCUUCUCUACGUGGUUGAUGUAUAAUGCACCCACCAUGGUUAUCUGCGUUAUUGCCGUCUUUAUGGUUCUUCAGACUUUCUAUGUUGGAUGUCGUUUCAAGAGUAACAAAGAAGAAGAAAGAAGACUUUCGAUCGUUUUAAAGAAGAAGUAUGAAGAACUCGGAUCUGUUUCAUUUCACGAAUGUGCCAUUCUCUUCAUAUUUGCUUCGUUGUUGAUUACGUGGUUCUUUAAAAAUCCGAAAUUUAUCGAAGGAUGGUCCUCUAAACUCAUACCAAAUAUCAACGUAAGCAAUGCAACUCCGGGAGUAGCGGCCUGUCUUUUGCUCUUCUUGAUCCCUGCAGAUCCUAGAAAUUUUUCUAGAAGUAAAUCACUCAUGAAUUGGAAAACUGUAGAGAGGAAACUACCUUGGGGAGUAUUGCUACUAUUCGGUAGUGGUUUAGCUGUCACAGAAGGUGCUCAGAAAUCUGGCUUAUCGAUAUGGAUCGUCGAUCAGUUACGAUAUUUGAAUGCCUUAUCGCCCAAUGCAAUCCUCGUCAUCCUGUGUCUCCUUAUCGCAAUGAUCACCGAAGUCCUGACAAACAUGACGACUGCAACUUUAUUCCUCCCUGUGGUCAAUCAAAUGGCAAUUGCAAUCGGUGUAGACCCUCUUUUUUUCAUGCUUCCGAUUACCAUUUGCUGUUCUUUCUCCUUCAUGCUUCCUAUCGGAAAUCCUCCGUGCGCCAUUGUCUACCAAGCAGGAGAUAUGAAGACUUCGGACAUGAUGAAACCAGGGAUCUUUCUAAAUAUUAUAUGCUGUCUUAUUGAAAUAAUAAUGGUGAAUACCUUAGGGAAAGCGGUAUUUGGAUUCGAUAUGAAAAUAAACAAUAAAGUCGAUAUUGCUAUUUAUAAUAGUACUGUUGCACAGUAAUGCAAUGUUUGUGUGUCCUGUGAAAAUUGUUCGUUGUAAUUUAAACAGAAUAAAGUUUUUUUUUUUUAUUUUUGAAAACACAUUGAUAAUCAAUUAUUCCAUAGGAUUCUGGCUAUUACAAAAAUAUUAUUUAUUUAUAUUUACAUUAAAUGCAGCCCCAUCGAGUGAGUGACUAGUCGGUCCCCGAAAAAGUAAUCUUAUCCAUAUAAAAUUCCAAGAAAAACAAAUAAAGUAAAAAUAUAAUUACAUAAACAAACAUAACACAAUAUUGGUUACAGUGUAUAAAGGUCGAACAGUGUUUAAUCUACAGGUGAUAGUAGGAUAUA